Molecule: messenger RNA, 303 nt
Organism: Candidozyma auris
Lineage: Eukaryota; Fungi; Ascomycota; Pichiomycetes; Serinales; Metschnikowiaceae
Product: mRNA splicing protein SMX3
Exons: 2
Coding region: 1-303 (100 amino acids)
Biological process (GO): mRNA splicing, via spliceosome; spliceosomal snRNP assembly
Cellular component (GO): catalytic step 2 spliceosome; U1 snRNP
Molecular function (GO): RNA binding
Source: RefSeq, a predicted model, not a curated record
AUGUCAACAUUUCAGCCCGUCAACCCAAAGCCGUUCCUCAAAACGCUUUUGAAUAAGAGAGUCAUUGUGAGGUUGAAAUGGAAUAAAAUGGAGUACAAGGGCACCCUUUUGGCGAUUGACAACUACAUGAACUUGCAACUUGACGAUACGUAUGAGAUCAUAAGAGAAGGAAAAGAGAAAAAGGAGGAGUUGAUCGGUGAAAUCUUCAUACGAUGCAACAACGUUUUGUUUGUCAGAGAAGACGCAGAGUCCAAAGGUGACGCCAAAGAGCCUGUGAAGGAUGAAAAGAUGGAGGAGUCCUGA